Molecule: messenger RNA, 2733 nt
Organism: Athalia rosae (coleseed sawfly)
Lineage: Eukaryota; Metazoa; Arthropoda; Insecta; Hymenoptera; Athaliidae
Product: vicilin-like seed storage protein At2g18540
Exons: 2
Coding region: 317-1804 (495 amino acids)
Source: RefSeq, a predicted model, not a curated record
UACAACGUGUGUACUUGGCGACUGAAGUUUAUAGGGCCUUUUAUAGGGCAGUUAAUUUGAAUAAUUAAUUCUGCACGGAACGUCGGCUGGCUUCAAAUAACCUGAAUGAUAAAGAACGCCGAAAUGUGAUCGAGAUCUGGUUGAGGAGGAGUAAAAUGUAUUGAAUAGCGGGGAGACUCCUCUUGUGCUUGAAAAAUAAUUAUAGGAUAGUUGACUGAUAUCGUAGUUGCUCUGGCGCCAUUUUGAAAUCAGCUGUCACAAGUGAAGCAGACGAUACGCAAGGCGGCGUUUGAACUAAUUUGGAGGUUACGGGGAGAUGGAAAUAAAUCAACCCGAUCUUCAAUUAGACUACGUAUCGACGGGCGUUAUUUCAAUCUAUGUUAAGAACGAGCAUCAAGAGUCAGAGUCGAGCGACAUUGAGAUAAAUGGUGAAGCUAAUAACUUCUGUGCUAUUGAGUUGAAGGAGGGAAAUUCAUUAAUACAAGAAUUGCAAGAGUCUAUUGAAAAUAGCCCUGAUGAUUUAGAGACUUUAAGUUUAACUUGUCUUAAUGCUCUUGAGCAUAACGUUUCGCAUAAUUUGAACAAUAAUAAUAUUAGUUUAUCCGAACCAAUCACAUUAGGAGCUCUUCAUCCUGAUAUAAUUAAUGAAGAAAUACAAAGACGAAUGAGCCAGGCCACCGAAGUCUUUAUCGAUAACGAUAGCCAAGUGCAAACCAUAUCGUACGUUCCUACCGUUGAUGUAGCUACCGAUUUUUUGGCUGGUUUAAGCCUGAACGAAAAAAGAGAAGACGGUCAACGUUACGGGGAUAUCUACCACUCGGAAUGGUUAGUUGGAAGUGAGGAGGAAGCAAGUAAUACUGAUAUUGAAUCCCAAAUUAUUAAAAGUGAUAAACAACAAAUAGAAGCACCCUUGGGUCUAGAAGAUUCGGUACAUUUCAGUACCAAACGAAAAGGAAAAACGCGCGUUCUAAAUAAACGGCUCUCAAACACCGAACGAAAAGCAAUUCAGAUAGAAGUAAAUAGUUCAGAAAAGCUGAGAAAGAUAUUGCGUAGGAAGGGAAAGCCGCGUCAGGAUUAUAGGGAGAGAUUGAGAAGAAAGGCAGAGUGUAUGAGAGAAAAGCGGAGAAAACUGUACGAACAGGAAACAGACGAGGAGAGGCUGCAGAGGCUAGCUAAAGAAGCUGCUAAGAGAAGGGAGAUGAGAAUGUAUUACGAGACUCCAGAACAAAGGAGAAAGAGGCUGGAUGCUGAAGCUGCGAGAAAGCGGGAGUACAGAAUGUACAACGAAACACCGGAAGAGAGGCGAAAAAGGCUAGAUAGAGAAGCAGAGCGAAGGAGAAUCAAGAGAUUGACGUUAUAUGCCAAUGAAACUGCUGAACAAAGGAGAGAGAGAUUGAAUAAAGAGUCUGCUAAACGUCGAGAAGCAAGAUUAAAUCAAUAUUCCAAGGAGACGGAAGACCAGAGGAGAGAAAGAUUAAGAAAAGAUGCCCUCAGAGCUAGGGAAAUGAGGUUUACCAGGUCUGCAAUCGAAACAGAAGAGGAACGCAGACAAAGGUUAGUAAAAGAUGCUCUUAGAAAGAGGGAGUUAAGAACGCAUGGUGGGCAUUCUGUGAGCAAUUUCACUGAACUUCAAACCGUUCGCAGUUUUGAGGAGUUGAACAAUGUGCAGAUGAGGGACGAUCCUGAUAACCAACUGGGGAGCCAUUACCUCAGCAACUGGAUGAUGUGGUUCCAAAAUACGCUGACUCAGCCAGUUCACAUCGGCGAGCAGACCAUCGAGCCACAAUCGCAAAACAAUGGAUGAACUUGUGCCGCUUAUUUGCUAGGACAAAUUCAGGCCCAUCAAAACUAGUAUAUGUACAACGCGUAUAUAGAAUCCAGAGCUUAGCGUGUGUCGAGUAAAUUAUAUCGGUUCAUUCUAUGUUCUAUAAAACGAACGGCAUGACGGCGAUGAUUCGUGUUUUUAUCUUAUGAAAAACACUCAAUCUCUUCUUUCCGCUCUUUCUCUCUCCUUCUCAUUAUAACUGGAGACUCAUAUUUGGAUGGAUAAAGGAAUCGACUAACGAGCGAAUGAAAAAUAAGUGACGAAAAAACUAAAGACUUUGGACUUGCUAAAGCGGAAAUAAAAUUCCCAAUUUCUUUGACGACUGAUGCGAUCUUUGAAUGCAGUGGAUUAGGGUAUACCUGAGUCAGGUUUCUUUGUACAUUCGGUUUGGUAAAAAUCUUCAAAAAAUAUGAGAUUGAUUCAUUUAUUUUGCUUAAAUUUAGAUAGCAGCUGGCCCUGUUUGUAAACGAGCGAACUAUUUACCUAACUCUAGUCUGCGAAUUUUCCCGAAAAUAAUUGCAGACUCUGAAAUGGAGAUAUACUUGCUCAUCGAACUUGACAGUAAAUACUACACAGAUAAAAGAAGAACUACUUGAUCUCUCAUUGCCGAGCAAAUCUGUCUUGUGAGGAUUAUUAUACUAGACAGUUGUAUAGUACACAUCUAUCAUAUUUAUGUUUUGUCGAUGAACUUUCUUUUUGUACUAAAUCUUAAUUACUGUAGUUCCUGACUACCGCAUUUAAUAUUUAUACAUAUUAUGUGAUACGAAAAGUUUAUCGCAUAUAUAAAUCUGUACUAGCGUAAUUACAUCGCAUUACGCCUUUUCACAAAGAUUAGGAACAAAAUCCAACUACCACUGAUGCCGAAUUUAAAAAUUGAAAUUCUUUAUAAAUAAAUCAUUGAAAUCGAA